Solanum tuberosum (potato) is the source of this 1738-nucleotide messenger RNA. RefSeq names its product protein LIGHT-DEPENDENT SHORT HYPOCOTYLS 1. Gene Ontology annotation, cellular component: nucleus. The record is from RefSeq and is a predicted model, not a curated record. Lineage: Eukaryota; Viridiplantae; Streptophyta; Magnoliopsida; Solanales; Solanaceae. The transcript has 2 exons. Bases 901 to 1530 code for a protein of 209 amino acids. Gene Ontology annotation, biological process: mRNA transcription; response to light stimulus.
UUAAUGCCAAAAUUAAAGCUUUCCCUUUCUUGCAAAAAUAGCCUCUUUCCUCAAAAGCCACUAUCCUCAAUCAUUACUCUCUUCCCAAUCUCUAUUACUACUAUAUUCUAAUUCUACACACACAAAUAUGGCUUAUGUCCCCUCUUCUUCUUUCUUAUUGUUACCUCUUUUCUUGGAAUGAAAAUCACAUCAACUUCAUUUUUAGGGUAAUUUUUAACUCGGCUCAACUCAGCUCGAUUUGGUUUUAUACUCUCUCUUACUUACUUACACUCAACCUCUUUUUGAGAUUUCGAUAUUUUUAGUACACUAUUCAACUCAUGAAUUUAACUUACUUUUUCAAUCUUUCCUCUUUUGCUUAACAAAUUCAAGCUCUUUCAAGAUUUCUAUAUAUAGCACUAGCUACUCAAUCUAAAUCUUCAGCUUGGCUCGACUCUACUCGAUUUCUCCCUACUCUUACUUAACAAACUUGAGCUCUUCAAGAUUUCUAACUUUAGUACUCAAUUCAGCUCGAUUUAGCUUGGUUUGGUUUAUUCUCUCUUUUUUACUCAACCAACUCAACUUCUUUCAAGAUUUCAAAACUAUACUCAAUUCAGUUAAAUUCAGCUCGGCUUGACUCAACUCAGCUCGGUACGCCCAUAAUAAAUUCCCUCAUUGUCCUUUUGUCAUUUCCUCUUACUACUACUACUAACUAAUAUCUGAAAUAAAUACAAUCCAUUAUUAACUUGUACCUAACAAUAAAUAAAUAAUAACUUCACAAAACUGUUUUUUUCCUCCCUAUUUCAAGAAUCAAUCUUUUUCAGUUCACCUUAAAAAAGGGGUUUUUGAUUUAUAAAUUCCAUUUUUUCUUCAAAACCCCAUUAUAAGAUCUAAUUAGAAAACCCUAGAAGUGCAAAAAAAAAAAUGGAUUUUGUCAUAGCACAAGGAAAUAAUUUCACUACAUCUAGCAACAACAUGGUUCAAGGUACAAACUUUAUUGCCAACAGUACAACCAUGAUUGCGUCCUCGGUUCCUCCGUUGAGUCGAUAUGAGAAUCAGAAACGUCGCGAUUGGAACACUUUUUGCCAGUAUGUCAGAAACCACCAACCCCCUCUUUCACUUCCUCAGUGCAGUAGUGCACAAAUCCUGGAAUUCCUCAGGUAUCUGGACCAAUUCGGAAAAACAAAAGUCCACAACCAAAAUUGUCCAUUUUUUGGGCUACUAAAUCCUCCAGCACCAUGUCCUUGUCCAUUAAGGCAAGCAUGGGGGAGUCUCGAUGCACUAAUUGGUAGGCUUAGAGCUGCUUAUGAAGAAAAUGGUGGAAAGCCAGAAAUGAAUCCAUUUGGUUCAAGAAAUGUGAGGCUAUUUUUAAGAGAAGUAAGAGAUUUUCAGUCUAAAUCAAGAGGGGUUAGUUAUGAAAAGAAGAGGAAGAGGCCAUCAUCAUCAACAAAUAAUAAUAAGCAAAAAACAACAGUGGCGGUUGAUGGUGGUGAUUGUGGUACAGGUAGAUGUGCAACUUUUUGUGGAUACGGGAAUAUUGGUAAUGAUAAUUGAGAGUGAUUGUGUAGACGGGGGCAUGGUGAUCAGGAGGUUCUAGCUAGCUGCAAAAACAAUUUCUUGUAGAAAUGCAAGAGUAAAGUUGCGUAGAUAAGAUCCAAUUAUGUGAUCGAUUUGCAUUUCAAUCCCUAAAUUUUAGCGUGUAUUGUGGGAGCUUAGUGUACUGAAAUGUGCGCACUUUUAUUGAAUAAUUGCCUAGUUGAAA